AAUGUCAUCUUUUUUGAAAGGUCUUGCUAAAAUGAGAUAAAAAACAAAAGUAUUAAAAUUUGAUCGAGUAUAAGGCUGUAUUUUCAGGAGUAACAGAUGUAAUUGUUGUUGAUUAAGGGGAUGGAAAGUAUACAUCAACACCUUUUAAUGUUAAAUUUGGUAAACUCAAAUUUUUAAAUCCAGAAAAGGAAUUAGUUAUUGAGAGUAAAUAUAAAUUGAGAUUUUAUAUAGCUUUGAACAUAAGAGAAAAAUCUGUUAUCAAAUAAAUGAAUUUAGUAAAAUUAGUAAUUUAUAUAAAUGGUGAGGAGAGAAAUGACAUUUAAUUUUAUUUGGAUGAUGAAUAAAUUGGCCAUUUUGCAUAUAAUAAAAAGGAGGAUAUAGAUGAACUUAAAUAAAAAUAUUAUGAACAAACAAAAUAAAAUAUUCAAUAAUAAUAGUAGUAGUAGUUAUAAGAAGAUAAAUUGCCUAAUUAUAAUAAUAAAUUUUUAUGUUUGUCAAGAGUGCCUACUUCUAAAACUAUUGAAAGUUUAAAAUUAAAACAAGGAUAAAAUUCAAUUGUGUAUGAAGUGGAAUGUAAGAGAUUAGGUUAAUAACAUAUUGAAUGUGAAAUAUUUGUGAUAAAACAAAAUCAAAAGAUUUUUAUAAGUGAUAUAGAUGGAACAAUUACAAAAUCUCCAACAAAAGGUAUGAUUCUUUCUACAUUUGGUAGAGAUUAUACAUAAGAUCAUAUAUGUGCUUUUUAUAAUAUGCUUCAUUAAAGGAAUUAUCUAAUUUUAUAUAUGUCUGCAAGAUCAAUGGUAUAAUAUGAAAGUACAAAAGAAUAUUUACUUCGAUAAUAAUAAGACGGAAUUUAAUUGCCUCCAGGUCCUGUUUUUUUAUCUCCCUAAGAAUUAUUAGAGGCAUUUACUAUAGAGGUUAUUAAGAAAUAGACUGAUAUUCUUAAAUCAUAAAUGCUCAAUGAUUUAGUCUUUACUAUAGGAAUUACAGGAACAAUUUAAGGAGGAAUGGGAGAUAGAUUAAAUGAUAUUCAAGCAUAUAAAAUGGCUAAUGUGUAAUAUGAAAGAAUAUUUUUAAUUAAUAAGAAGGGGGAAAUAGUAAGAGUGAAUAAUGAAAUGCAAGAAGAAAAAUUCACUAUAAAAGAAAUAAUUUAAAAAAUGGAUUAAAUUUUCUGA
This is a messenger RNA of Paramecium pentaurelia, 1172 nucleotides long. NCBI's taxonomy places the organism in Eukaryota, Ciliophora, Oligohymenophorea, Peniculida, Parameciidae. The record is from the annotation of a GenBank genome assembly.